AUGUCCAUGAUAACGAAAUACUUCACAAAUGUGCUGAUAAAAUUCAACCCUUUCACACCAGGGGCGAAAAGCGCCAGAAUUUUCCUUUCGCGAAUGCCAUCAACAACAAAAAUAGAUUAUAAAGUAUUGAAUGGAGAUUCAAAAGAUCAACAACAAGAGAUAAAAAUAGUAUUUAAAGAUAAACAUGUAAUGAAAGCUGAUCCUUCUGAAAUGAAUGUUGCUGAUUUAACUGAUUAUUUUAAUUCACAUUCUAGAAAAUUAGCUAUAAAGGAUUCUAUACAGGAGUAA
Molecule: messenger RNA, 288 nt
Organism: Lodderomyces jiufengensis
Lineage: Eukaryota; Fungi; Ascomycota; Pichiomycetes; Serinales; Debaryomycetaceae
Product: mitochondrial 54S ribosomal protein mL53
Exons: 1
Coding region: 1-288 (95 amino acids)
Cellular component (GO): mitochondrial large ribosomal subunit
Molecular function (GO): structural constituent of ribosome
Source: RefSeq, a predicted model, not a curated record